Messenger RNA from Populus euphratica (Euphrates poplar), 1944 nucleotides. RefSeq lists its product as uncharacterized. NCBI's taxonomy places the organism in Eukaryota, Viridiplantae, Streptophyta, Magnoliopsida, Malpighiales, Salicaceae. The coding region runs from base 202 to 1458 and encodes 418 amino acids. The transcript has 5 exons. The record is from RefSeq and is a predicted model, not a curated record.
CUCUCGUGCUCUCCCUUUUCUUUUUCUCUCGUUGGGUCCCUCACAGUCUGCAAACCCAUCCCCCUCUGCUUGGUCAUUAUUUUAAAUCUUCUCCUUCCAGCCACUCUCAUAUCCAUCCCCACUCCACCCCCCCCUCCUUCUCUCUCUCUCUCUCGUCUCGCCAGCGAUCCCUAUAGUGUCCCAACAAGAUACAUAAUAUUGAUGGCUGUGGCUCGUGAAGACGUAGAAUCUUGGCUUCCUAUUGAGUUUCUUACAGCGGAGGAAGUACUCAUGGACACAGAGAACUUUAACAAAAACGGUUUCAAGACUGAGCUGAAACCAAGUCUGUGCUUCCCUCCCGAGUUCCCUUACGAGUUUGACUCGUUUGGCUCCUCUUCAGCUCUCAGUUCUCCGGUGGAGUCCGUUACGGGCUCCUCCACUGAGACAGAGAGCAGUGACGAGGACGACUUUCUGGCUGGGUUAACUCGGCGACUGACUCAGCAACUCACCGUCAAACCCGAGAACAAGUGGGUCAUGGCUGGGUCACCGGAGUCGACUCUAAGUGGUCUAGGAAGCUGGUCCGUAUCCAGCAACGGGAGUCCAAACGGGGUGUUGUCGCCACCAACGACGCCGUAUGGUGCCAAGAAUGACACAUGGGAUCUGAUAUACGCAGCUGCUGGUCAAGUUGCAAGAUUAAAGAUGACCAAUAAUGAAGGCCACAGGUGUAAUAAUAGUAAUAAUUUUCAAGGUAGGGGUUUGCUGGGUCCAGCCAGGAUUCAAAAUCCAGAUCUCACUUCAGUCAAGCAUCAGAAUACUGGGUUUUAUCCUUCUCAGAGCAGCCCUACUUUUGGCAACAAUGUUCCACAAGUUAAUCAGUACCAGCAACUUGUGAGGCAAGAGCAACAGGCACUCAGGCAACAGUGCUCUUCAAUUUGGGAAAGACAACAAGUGAAGACAAGCUGGCAAGCUCAGCCCCAAUUCCACCAGCACCCACACCAAAACCAACAGGUGCAGAGCAGAGGCAGAGAUGUUCGUUAUGAAGAUGGGAGGUGCGGUCGUCCGCUUGGACUGCCUCAGUCUGCUUGGCCUCCUCUUCAAGUACACCCUCAAAAUCAGCUCUCUAAUUCAGCCGGCAUGAGGGCUGUUUUUCUUGGUGGAUCUGGUGUUAAAAGAGAGAGUGCUGGCACUGGUGUGUUUUUGCCUCGUAGAUAUGGCAACCCCCCUGAGCCCAAGAAGAAAUCUGGUUGCUCUACAGUUCUGCUGCCAGCUAAAGUUGUCCAAGCUCUAAAUUUGAACUUUGAUGACAUGGAUAUCAGUGGUCUUGCUCAACCACGCCUGAAUAAUAACGCAUCUUUCCAUUCGGAGUAUGAUGCUUUGAUGGCAAGAAGAAAUGCUCUUUUGGCACAGCAGAAGAGAAAUUUACGGCAAGAGAAUGUACUCAAUCGUGAAAUACGCCUGCCUCUGGAGUGGACAUAUUGAGAUCACCCAAUAAUCAUGCGUCGUGGACAUUCAUGCUGUCAUGAUGAUAAUGUUUGUUUUGGUUUGGAUGAUGAAAGCAAAGUAAAGAUGGUAGAAGUUUUUAUAGGGAUUUAUGGUUUUUACAAGCAAAAGAGAGCGAGUUUAGUUCUUAAAGAGAGCAAUAAGGGAUCCAGCUUUUUUCUUCUUUUUUCUUGCUAGGGAGAUUGAAUGAAGCUUUUGUGGGCUAGGUUUUAGACGAAGGUCAAAAGGAAGCCAUUUAGUAGUAGUAGUAGUAGAUGAUCAGGGGUUGCUGCUAUUUUGUUGUAAUAACGACGGGGUUAAGUUAUGUUUAAAGGGUUUUUUUAGCAAGGGAAAUUUGUUGGUUUAUGCGGAGGUGGGGUGUUUGGAGGUUGUAGGGGAGGAACCCACAACUCUUCAUCUCCUAAGAUAAUAUAUCUCUUGGAAGUUAAUAUUAUAACGAAAUAAAGUACCUUUUUAAGUUUUAUU